Molecule: messenger RNA, 216 nt
Organism: Sparassis crispa
Lineage: Eukaryota; Fungi; Basidiomycota; Agaricomycetes; Polyporales; Sparassidaceae
Exons: 3
Coding region: 1-216 (71 amino acids)
Source: RefSeq, a predicted model, not a curated record
AUGCACUUCUCUCCUGCAGUGCUGUUUGUGCUUCGCACCGGAAACAUGGUCCCGGUCUCGAUCUCCUGUCCGACAUUGCGAGAAGCAUUUCGAGUCUGUUAUUUGCUCUUGGUUCAGCCCUUUUACAGUAGUCGCAUCCUCCUACGUACUUUGCCUCUCAAAUUUGUGGUUCCUCCUGGUCAACCCGGUUUUUUCAUCGAUGUCACUGUAAGAUGA